UUCAGAAGGGCGGUUUUGGGGCAGUUCUACGCAUGCGGACACAUUGUCGCACCGUACUUGGAAGAAUGCAUACAUGAGAAAUACAGACAGAUAAUGAAGCUCAACAAACAAAAAUCUUCAAAAGCAGAAAGGGAAUUUGGAGGGACUCUGGGUGCGACGUGCAUCCCAGUCUUCUUGCCCCUGACGGUGCUCUACCUGCUGUGUGUGUGUCGUUCUCCUGCGGCCAGUGUGCUCCAGUGGCCCCCUGUCCUGCCCCCCACAGCCCAGCUAUGGGACCCACUGGCUCCUAUACUCCUACUGGCCUGGAUUGCCUUCCAGAGCUUCCUUUACCUUCUGCCUUUGGGGAAGGUUUCUGAUGGGAUGGUGCUAAAAAAUGGAUCAAGACUCAAGUAUCGCAUAAAUGGUUUUCAGGCCCUUUGUAUCUCAGGGGUGCUGGUGACUUUAUCACUAUGGCUUGGGAUGCCUCUGGGGUACCUCUUUGAGCUUUUGUUGCCCAUGGCAGUGUGUGCCAUUGGAGGUUCCUUCCUCCUCUCGCUCUACCUCUACAUACGCUCCUUCUGGGCCCCCCACCAUGCCCUUGCCCAGGGGGGAAACACAGGAAACCCCCUGUAUGACUUCUUUAUGGGACGGGAGCUGAACCCGCGGAUCGGAAGUUUUGAUCUGAAGUAUUUUUGUGAGCUGAGACCAGGUCUGAUUGGCUGGGUGGUGAUUAACCUUGGGAUGCUGAUGAAAGAGGUGGAGCUACGAGACUCAGCCUCCCUAGCCAUGAUACUGGUGAACAGUUUCCAGCUGCUGUAUGUGGCAGACGCUCUGUGGAAUGAGGAGGCUGUGCUGACCACCAUGGACAUAGUGCAUGAUGGUUUUGGGUUUAUGUUGGCCUUUGGGGACCUUGCCUGGGUUCCCUUCACAUACAGCCUCCAGGCUGCCUUCCUGGUUGUGCACCCGCAGUCCCUUGGUCCUGUAGGAGCUACAGCUAUAGUCAUGCUUAAUUCUGCUGGGUAUUAUGUCUUCAGAAAAUCCAACUCCCAGAAGAACCAGUUCAGACGGGACCCUACGCAUCCCAGUGUUGCAAACCUGGAGACCAUUGCCACCGCAACAGGGAAGCGCCUUCUGGUCUCCGGCUGGUGGGGCCUUGUCCGCCAUCCCAACUACUUAGGAGACCUUCUCAUGGCCCUGGCAUGGUCCCUGCCGUGUGGAUUCCACCAUCUUCUGCCCUACUUCUAUGUUGUAUACUUCACUGUCUUGCUUAUUCACCGUGAGGCUCGUGACGAGAGACACUGCAGGGCUAAGUACGGCGUUGCCUGGGACACCUACUGUAGACACGUACCCUACCGGAUUCUCCCCUAUAUUUACUGAGCUGAUCUGGACCCAUGCAGUCAGGGAAGAGACCGGGUUGAAAAGGAUGCAUACAGGGACAGACAACUUUGUUAAGUAGUGUUUUUUUGUAAACCCCACUGACAAGACUGAACAAGAACUAUGGAAAUGUUGUAAAGAUGAUCUACGUUAGAAGUGAUGGCUGUGGGAGGACAUGAUACGUCCGAGUGGAUGAACUGGCCAGGUGAGCUGAUGCUUUGGCCCAGCAGCUUUACCAGUUGUUCACAGUAGGGAUAUGUGUCUAUAUAUGUGAGUCUCUAACACCAUUAGUCUUGGUCAUUACCCUUGAUUCUGAUCCAUCCUUACUUUGGCCAGAUUGGACAAAACUGACUUGGUUUCAUAGACACAUUCCUACUAGUCCUGGAUGAAAAAAGCAUGAAGAAUGUAGAAUCUCCGAUUCAAGGGCUUUUUAUUCCAGGAUGCUUCAUCUCUUUCUGGGAAACCAGACAGAAAUAGGAAUUUGUUCCUUAUUGACUUGCCUGGUAAAAUAAAGGAUAAAAUAAUAAAGCCCUUUGUUUUAAAUAAAACAACGAUUUGUAUGUGUGAUAUAUAGGCUGCACCAACCUAAAUUAUAUAAAAUUAUCAUAGCAAUUUAUGAAUGUAUUAAAAUUUGUGGCAUGUUUGACUAUUUCUUUAAACAGGAAUGUCAUCUGUUUUUACACAUGGCCUUAUUUUCAGUUUAUUUUAAAAAAUGUAUUUACAUUACUUGCCAAGCAUGUUAGAGUUUUACAUGUUUUGGAGAAGAAUAUGGUUCUUAAUAUUUAUAAUGUAGUCAUUCCUCAAUAGGUACCAGUGAUGGGGACAAGAUGGUCAAACAAAAGAAUAAAUAAACAU
Esox lucius (northern pike) is the source of this 2208-nucleotide messenger RNA. It is a transcript of the gene tm7sf2, whose product is annotated as transmembrane 7 superfamily member 2. NCBI's taxonomy places the organism in Eukaryota, Metazoa, Chordata, Actinopteri, Esociformes, Esocidae. Gene Ontology annotation, molecular function: oxidoreductase activity, acting on the CH-CH group of donors, NAD or NADP as acceptor. Gene Ontology annotation, cellular component: endoplasmic reticulum membrane; nuclear inner membrane. Gene Ontology annotation, biological process: sterol biosynthetic process. The coding region runs from base 94 to 1356 and encodes 420 amino acids. The transcript is spliced from 11 exons. The record is from RefSeq and is a predicted model, not a curated record.